Hippocampus zosterae (dwarf seahorse) is the source of this 2651-nucleotide messenger RNA. It is a transcript of the gene fam131c, whose product is annotated as family with sequence similarity 131 member C. Lineage: Eukaryota; Metazoa; Chordata; Actinopteri; Syngnathiformes; Syngnathidae. Bases 613 to 1311 code for a protein of 232 amino acids. The record is from RefSeq and is a predicted model, not a curated record. The transcript is spliced from 8 exons.
AAUAUCACCAUUUAAAAUAUAAACAAUGGAUGCUCUGCAUGAUCUGUUUCCAAACAAGACCCUCUGAUUAUGAGUCAGACAAACAAGCCACACGCUCAUAUGCCCAAUAUACAUAGUAAUUAAAUUUGAAUCCUAUUUAAAUCAUUCCACUAAAAAGAAAACAUCCGUGUUUCUGCUGUCAUUCCAAUAAUUUCAUUAUAUUCCCAGAAUGGAUCCCCCACCCCCACCACACACACACACACACACACACACACACACACACACACACACACACACACACGUUUGUGAGAAUAGGAGAAGACUAAAGGUAGAGGGGAGGGGGUUUGAGGGAGACGUCAGCAAACAUGCAUUCAUACUUUCUCCCCAUUUUCUACUCUCUCUCACUCACACGCUCUCUCUCCUGUCUCUUUCUUCCUCCCUGUGAGCCAACUGCCCUCUCUCGUCAUUGCCAAGCCACCAUGGGCACCAGAUAACCGGCUGCAGGCUUUCCACACAUCAUGGGUUGCUGCCUCUGUAAAAGUCACAAAGAGUUCCACUAUCCCCUAACUGUGCUACAUGAGCGACAUGCUCCAACCUCCGCCAAGGGAUACGCUUCAAUCACCCAAGAUCUGAAUGACGACGAGCCAUAUACUGCAUAGAGCUGAUCAGGCUCCAUCAAAUGGCCAAGGAGCAGAUAAAAGCAACCACUACAGCAUUGGCGAGCUGGCCACAUCCUCGCUGUUAGGUCUUGUGGCCACGAUAAAGGAGCACAUCACCAAGCCUACGGCUAUGGCUCAAGGGCGAGUGGCUCACCUGAUUGAGUGGAAGGGCUGGGGAGGUGGUGGCGAGGCCGGAGCGGGUGGCGGCGGUUGGAGCGGAGGCUGGGCUCGAGGAGGCGGAAGCUGGGGCCCCGAGGAAGAUCAACAAUUUUACUCCCAAAUGACAGAUGAGAUCAAGGAAGCUCGCUUUGCAGCUGGAGUAGCAGAGCAGUUUGCCUUGGCUGAAGCUGCCAUGAGUUUUUGGUCCUUGAACGACUGCUUUGAGCAACCUUCGACCAGCCUGCAAGGGGCGCCGCAAAGCCACCUUUUUUCUGGUUUCCUGCUGGAUGACGCAAGCGCCAGUAUCCCACAGUACCUGCACAGCAUCCACGCCGAGCCACAUGGCGAGAGCCAGCUCAGAGGCCUGGCCGCCCCCAAACCUCCAUCCAUGGCCUCCGUUAAACCGCAGAAGAAUUCUACCAGCGAAGAUAAAUGCAGUGCAGUCACCACAGAGGCUGCUGUGCGACACAUAGACAGCAGCUCACUGUCUGAGGAUGAUGUGUUUUAUAAUUAAAUACCUUCACAUUGCAAUUGUAGUGGUGCCUUAAGAUAUGAGCGCAAUAUGGUUACAGUGAACUCAACUAAGUUAACAUUAAGCAGCAGUUUGGCAAAGACCAAACCGGUUUUCAAAAUAAGAGGCUUCAAGUUGUUGGUGCAAAUCCCAGUUGAAGUUGACUGUCAAACUAAACCUAAGAGAUUUAUACGUUGUGUAUUUAAAACAACCCCAUAGCUUUGUCUUCGGAAAUUCCGCUUAGUUUAAUACUUUUUCAGCAUGUGAGCUACUCAUAAAACAACUAAGUGAAAAUGGUUUGCCCACUACAAAAAUGCAAGAUCUAUAAUUAUUUUCAACUGUAUUGCGAAUUCUUUGUAUGUACAGUACAAUGUAUGUUGGUGUACCUCGCAUAAUCGAAUGAGUUAACAUUUUUUGUAAUUACCCAAGUCUAUUAUUUGGUCAAAAUUCAGUUGUCACCUGACUGGUAACCCUGUACAUCAAUCAGGUGACAGGAUAGAUAAUAGACAGACAUCUUUUUUUUUUCUUUAUGUCAGGCUGCGAUCAACCGGUAGAUCGUGUUCGACGUAAUGAGCACCCCUAGUUUGAGACUCGCAAACAAGUCCAAACUCCUUUGAUGGGCUAACCAUCCACCAACCACCAUUAAGGUAAUGGAUGUGUGAAUGCAAAUUGUGUUGCAACACAAUGAAGACAGGCAAUUGAAUAUGCUUACAUUAUUUAUCCUCUGCAAAGAAUGACUUCAUAUUACUGGCAGCUUAUUGAAGAGCCGAUACAGACUCCAUGAAUGGUACCUUAUACCCAUAUGUUUGUAUUACCCUGCAGGUGGCCGAGGUGCGCAAACCAGAAGGAACAGCUCAAUGUCCACUAAACUGAAGCAAAAAAUAUGGCAAAACUAUAUUUUGAUUAUUUAUAUUCUAUUUCAUUAAAUCAUUACUUUAGGUGUAAAAUAUUGAGGAGCACAAUUAUCUGAACAUUUGUGUUGAUUUUAUUGGGAGCCUGGAGCCGAUUAAUGACAUUUCUGUUCAAUUCAGUGGGGAAAGAUGAAUUGCGAUAUGAGUGUUUUGCAUUCCGACCGUGGUCAAUGAAACUCUUAUCUCAAGGCAUCACUCCACUGUAUCUGUGUUUGACCAAGAAAGACUCAAGUUUAACACCAGCAGUGAAAAUAACUUCAUAGAAUUGCCCACAUGGAAAACAUUUGUGAAUGUAUAGUUGCUUCGCUACAUUGAACUUUUCUAUUCAUUGUACAUCAGAUAUAUUUUAUUGUAUGUUGACCUUACAGCCAAUGGGAAGUAUAGUAUUGUGUAAUUAUCUUGGUAUAAAACCACUUGCGUGAUUUGCUGCUC